Molecule: messenger RNA, 750 nt
Organism: Carya illinoinensis
Lineage: Eukaryota; Viridiplantae; Streptophyta; Magnoliopsida; Fagales; Juglandaceae
Product: protein FAR-RED IMPAIRED RESPONSE 1-like
Exons: 4
Coding region: 1-750 (249 amino acids)
Source: RefSeq, a predicted model, not a curated record
AUGGGUAAAGGGGGUGGUGAAGCAUUGAAUAACUACUUUAAGAGAAUGAGGAAAAUGAAUGAUGGCUUUGUGUUUGUCAUGGAUGUGGAUGAUGAGUUUAGAGUGAGGAAUGUGUUUUGGGCUGACGCACGAAGUCGAGCGGCAUACGAGGUUUUUGGAGAUAUUAUCACCUUCGUACAAUGGUUGAUUUCAAGCAAGGAUACAAGUACGUUCGUUUGGUUGUUUGAAGCAUGGUUAGAAUGCAUGAAUGGACGGGCACCCCAAGCCAUCAUAACAGACAAAGACCGUGCAAUGAAGAAUGCCAUUGGCAUUGUAUUCCCGCAAACAAGGCAUAAAUAUUGUCUCUGGCAUAUAAUACGAAAAUGGCCAGAGAAAUUGGGAUUCCACUCGGAAUACGACGCAAGCUUGAAGGUUGCAAUUCAGAAUGCAAUCUAUGAUACACAGCCUUGUGAUGAAUUUGACAAGAAGUGGCAGCAGCUAAUUCUAAGUAUGACCUUAUGGGAAAUGCAUGGUUGGAGAGGUUGUACACGGAGAGGUCUUUUUGGGUACUGGUUUAUUUCAAAGGUGUAUUUUGGGCUGACUUAUAGGAGAAUAUUUGUGGAGGAAUCACAAAAUGUUGAUCCUAAACCAGCAGAAGAAGUUGGAGGUGGUAUUGACGAGGUUGUUAUCCCAACCCAGUGUAGUAAUCUAACACAAGUAAGGCCUCCAGCCAGUGAUCAGGCUAUGCCAAUCUUGCCCCAUGGACUUUAG